This is a messenger RNA of Strongylocentrotus purpuratus (purple sea urchin), 897 nucleotides long. RefSeq names its product ankyrin repeat domain-containing protein 50-like. Gene Ontology annotation, molecular function: protein binding. The record is from RefSeq and is a predicted model, not a curated record. Lineage: Eukaryota; Metazoa; Echinodermata; Echinoidea; Camarodonta; Strongylocentrotidae. The transcript has a single exon. Bases 1 to 897 code for a protein of 298 amino acids.
AUGACAGAAGGAGCGAAGCAGAACAGAUAUUAUGGUAUGACCCCACUCUAUGCAGCUGCUCAUUUUGGUCAUUUAGAUAUCGCUGAAUUCUUCAUUUCCAAUGAACUUGAUGUGAACGAAGAAGAUGACAAAGGUAGGAUUCCUCUCCACAGUGCAGCCGCUCAUGGCCACAUGAAAGUCAUGGAAUAUCUCAUUCAGCAAGGAUCUGAUGUGGACAAGGCAGACGUCAAAGGUUGGACACCAUUCAAUGCUGCCGUUCAAAAUGGCCAUCUAGAAGCCGUCAAAUAUCUCAUAAAUAAAGGAGCGAAGCAGAACAGAUAUGAUGGAAUGACCCCAAUGUAUGCCGCAGCCCAGUCUGGUCAUUUAGAUAUUGUCGAAUUCUUCAAUAUCAAAGGAGCUGAAGUGAACGAAGAAUACAAUGUAGAUCGGAUCCCUCUGCACGGUGCUUCUAUUAACGGUAACGCUGACGUCUUGGAAUAUCUCAUUCAACACGGAUCUGAUGUGAACAAGGCAGAUGCCAAGGGCUGGACACCAUUCAAUGCAGCUGUUCAGUACGGCCAUCUAGAAGCCGUCAAGUAUCUCAUGACUGAAGGAGCGAAGCAGAACAGAUAUGAUGGUAUGACCCCACUCUAUGCCGCUGCAGGGUUUGGCCAUCUUGAUCUUGUCAAAUACUUUAUUUAUAAAGGAGCAGAUGUGAACGAAGAAACUGAUACGGGUCGGAUACCUUUGCUCGGCGCAGCUAUUCACGGUAACGCUGAAGUCUUGGAAUAUCUCAUUCAAGAAGGAUCCGAUGUGAACAAAAGUGAUGCCCAGAUUCGAUGGAAUGACCCCACUCUAUGUCGCAGCACGAUUGGGUCAUUUAGAUAUCGUCAAAUUCUUCGUUUCCAAAGGAGCUGA